Molecule: messenger RNA, 1827 nt
Organism: Paramecium sonneborni
Lineage: Eukaryota; Ciliophora; Oligohymenophorea; Peniculida; Parameciidae
Source: the annotation of a GenBank genome assembly
AUGGGAUAUAUCAAUCACUUAAAAAUGGAUUUAUAAAAACAAUUUCAAUAAAAAGGAAGUAUUUUGUUAGAAAAAUAAGUAGAAUGUUUAAAUUUAAAAUUAACAUUAGAAUCAACCAAUUAUUAUUGUAUUAGCGGAUAAAGAAUUAAAGGGAACCAAAGAUUGAUGUGUCCAGAAUGCUUAUUAAAUAAUAGAGGAGUUCUCAACGAUGUUUCUUUUAAAGAUUUUAUAGUUAAAAUUCAAGAUGUAAAAGAAAGAGUUUGCUAUGAAGUAACAAAUUCUGUUGAAAAUUAUUUUGGAUAAUUAGAUGGAUUAAUUAAUGAUUUUAGAUAAAUUAAGAUUGAAACUUUUCAAAUAAUUGAUCAAAUGAUAAACCUAAUCUCGAUGUGGAAGAAAGAAUUGGAUGGUCUAUAAACAAUUUCAAUGCGAUUUAGCCUAAUGGAAGAAAUCAAUAAUGUAAAUCUAUCUAAUUAAUAAUUAAUUUAUUAAGAAAAAAAUUUAUAUGAAGAAAAAAUCCUAGGACUCUGCUGAAUGUUGAAUCAUUAAGAAAAAAUACUUUGUGAAAAUGUAAAGGAGAAUUUAUAAGAGAUUAUAGAAUAAUCAUCAAAUAAAAGAAAUUGGAAUUUUGAAAUUAUAAAAAGAAAUUAAAGACAAGAAUAAUGAAUUGGAUAAAAAAAUAAUAAUAAUUAUUAUUAGAAAAAGCAAAAUAAUAAUCAUUAAUUUUUUAAUAGGUUUUUUUAAUCAUGAAUUUAAUAUUAUUUUUGGAGGACAAUUUAAUAAAUAUAAUUUAUUACUUGUGACAGAAUAUAUUACUAAAAUUGCUGUAUGGAAAUUCGAAAAUGGAAAAUUAAUUGAUUAAAAUAUUAAAUUUAAAUUAGGAUAAAGAGUAGAAUUGACUGUUUUUAGCAAAAAGAACAAUUGGUUUAUGAUAGGAAUGGAAUAAGGAAGUAUUAAAUGUUGCGUUUAGGAAAAAUAAUCUUUUUUCAAUUCUUAUAAUUGGCAAAUUUCUAAAUCAUAUAAAAACACAUAAAAAUGAUUAUAAGUUUGAUUUUAAAUAACAAAGAAGAUCUUUUAAUAUCUAGUAGUGAAGAUAAAACUAUUAAUAUUUUGGGAGUUGAUUAGAUUAAAAAUUCACUAACUUUUAUAUAUUCACUUGAUCCACCUAUUUCUUGGGUUUUUCAAAUAACUUUAAGUUUAAAUGAGACUAAAUUAGUGUCUCGCAGUGAUAAAUUAAUUCUUUGGACCUUAGACAAUAAUAAUAAAUGGGCUCUCUAAAUUUUGCAUGCAAAACAAAUAGAUAUUCAAGGACCUACAACUUUUAUAAAUGAGGAAAUUUUAGUAAUAGGGGAACUCUAAAAAUCAUAAAUAACUUUCUUUAAGAUAGAAAAAGGAUCAUUUUAGGAGUUAUAUAAUAUAGAAAUAGAAAUAAUUCAUAAAUCACAUAUUAAUAUUCACUCAAAAAUAAUUUACAAUAGUGAUAAAUAGGUAAUAAUUAUACAAUUUGGUUAUGAAAUAUUUAUUUUGAAGUAACUCUAAACUGGUAAUUUUAUUUUGAAUAAAAUAUAAAUCUUGAUUUAUGCUUUAAAGUUAUUAUUUCUAACGAUUUCAAAUAUAUGUGUCAUUAAUAGUCACUAUAUGAAAUAAUUUAUAUAUGAUAAAUAUAUAAAAUUUAAUUAAUUCUUUAUAGUAUACUUUUAUUUUAUAGCUUUAUCAAACUUUACAAUAAAAUUAGAUCUUUCAUUUAAAAGUUUAUUAUAAAUAUCUUUAAAUUUUUCAAACUCGAAACAUUCAUUAGUUGAAUACUUGUAGUAGAAAAAAUUAAAAUGA